This is a messenger RNA of Betta splendens (Siamese fighting fish), 5606 nucleotides long. RefSeq names its product gamma-aminobutyric acid type A receptor subunit alpha1 (gene gabra1). NCBI's taxonomy places the organism in Eukaryota, Metazoa, Chordata, Actinopteri, Anabantiformes, Osphronemidae. The transcript is spliced from 10 exons. Gene Ontology annotation, cellular component: neuron projection; synapse; dendrite membrane. The record is from RefSeq and is a predicted model, not a curated record. Gene Ontology annotation, biological process: synaptic transmission, GABAergic; signal transduction; gamma-aminobutyric acid signaling pathway. Bases 619 to 2001 code for a protein of 460 amino acids. Gene Ontology annotation, molecular function: GABA-A receptor activity; transmitter-gated monoatomic ion channel activity involved in regulation of postsynaptic membrane potential; benzodiazepine receptor activity.
UGGACACCGCUAGAAUCGAAGAUGAGUUUUCCCGAGGAGAGAGGGGAGUUUGCCGUCGAAAUGAUGAGCGUUUACGGGGGCAUUAUGUGGCAAACGGGAGUCGUCCGGUGCUUUUAACGGCGCGGCAGCCCGAUUUCAGCACCACGGAGAGCGCUCCGAAUAAAGCAGCAUCGGCGCACAUUUGCUUAAUUACUCCGCCACGCACGAAACGGAUCGCCACGCAUGCAUUCGGAGCAGCUUCGCAUGGAUGCCAGUUGCAUGCUAUGUUCGAUCCAGCCCGAACGCGUCCACGCGUUGUAAGGGAGAGGGUGGCGUUUCCUCUGAAUAACUUAGAAAGUGUGCGUGUGCGGGAUUUUCUCCUCCAUUCGUUAAUCUGCAUCAUCCCCGCUUUAUCAAAUCCUUGUCAAUCAGGGGAUUUAUUUUAUUUUUAUUUCAUGUUAACAGAGCACUGCAUGUCCCCGACACCCAUUUGCUCAUAGUGCACCUUGGAACAUCACAGGCAAGUCGCAGGGGUAUUGUCUUCGCUGUGGCUGGAUUUUGUGGUCGCUUGUGACAUUCUGGUUUGGCGUUUUGGAAUAUAUAUAUUUGUAUUCACUGAAAGGUCCUCAUAUUGCAACUAUGUGUGGACGGAGCAGGGCGGCCUUUCUCUCUCUGGGGGCUUGCUUGCUUGUCGCCAACAACGUCCUGGGUGGGAAAAGCUCUGGGCAGAACGGCAUAGAUGAACAGAAAGAUAACACCACAGUGUUCACCAGGAUCUUAGACAGCCUUCUGGAUGGCUAUGACAAUCGCCUCAGGCCAGGACUCGGAGAGCGUGUAACUGAAGUCAAGACUGACAUUUUUGUGACUAGUAUUGGGCCAGUUUCGGACCAUGACAUGGAAUACACCAUUGACGUCUUCUUCAGGCAAAGCUGGAAGGACGAGAGGUUAAAGUUCAAGGGCCCCAUGGCCGUGCUGCGCCUCAACAACCUGAUGGCCAGCAAGAUCUGGACCCCGGACACCUUCUUCCACAACGGGAAGAAGUCGGUGGCGCACAACAUGACCAUGCCCAACAAGCUGCUGCGGAUCACGGAGGAAGGCACGCUGCUGUACACCAUGAGGCUCACGGUGCGAGCAGAGUGCCCCAUGCACCUGGAGGACUUCCCCAUGGAUGCCCACGCGUGUCCGCUCAAGUUUGGCAGCUAUGCCUACACCCGAGCAGAGGUGGUGUACGUGUGGACCAGAGGGGCUGCACAGUCAGUGGUGGUGGCAGAGGACGGCUCCAGACUGAACCAGUAUGAUCUGAUGGGACAGAGUGUGGAUUCUGGCGUGGUGCAGUCCAGCACAGGAGAGUACGUGGUGAUGACAACGCACUUCCACCUGAAGAGGAAAAUCGGCUACUUCGUGAUCCAGACGUAUCUGCCCUGCAUCAUGACUGUUAUCCUCUCCCAGGUGUCGUUCUGGCUCAACAGAGAGUCGGUCCCUGCCAGGACUGUCUUCGGAGUGACCACUGUCCUGACCAUGACCACACUCAGUAUCAGCGCCAGGAACUCUCUUCCCAAAGUGGCCUACGCCACCGCCAUGGACUGGUUCAUCGCCGUCUGCUACGCCUUCGUCUUCUCCGCGCUCAUUGAAUUCGCCACAGUCAACUACUUCACCAAGAGGGGCUACGCCUGGGACGGGAAAAGCGUGGUGCCGGAGAAGCAAAAGAAGAAGAAGGAGUCUCUCCUGAAGAAGAACAACACCACAGCCUACCCAGCUGCCACUGCUACAGCCUUCGCCCCCAAUAUUGCCAGGGACCCUGGAUUGGCCACUAUUGCCAAAAGCGCUCCACCGCCCCCGAUCGAGCCCAAGGAGGAGCCAAAGCCCAAGCCUCCGGAGGCCAAGAAGACCUUUAACAGCGUGAGCAAGAUAGACAGGAUUGCCAGAAUAGCCUUCCCUCUGCUCUUUGGAACCUUUAACUUGGUCUACUGGGCGACCUACUUGAAUAAGAAGCCCAAAUUGCAGGGGAUCAACCCACACUAAUCCAUGAUCCAUUCCUCCGAAGUUCUACCUGUAAUUAUUUGGUUUUCUUUCGUAUUCCUCCUGAAACGUGUUUAUUUUCAGACAACUAUGGUGUCCACGCUGGUUUCAACUCCCACUCGUUGCAUUGCUUCUAUGUUUAUGUUUUGGAGAUUUUGAAAAAAAAACAACAGAGAACAAAAUGUCAACAAAAAAACAACAAAACUAGAGACUUUUGAAAGGGUGUUGUUCAGGUGUUGGAUGAUGCAUAUUAUGAAAAUGGUAUAAUAUAUCUAUAUAUAUAUAUAAAUAUAUAUAUAUAUGAGAAUGCUAUUCUACAACUGCACAUGUCCCAAGUUAAGGGGCUUUUGUUUCUGUUUGUUUUGGUGUUUCCACGGACACUGUAAAAGGCACUUGUUUAUACUUGUGGAGAAGGCAUCUUAUUAUUAUUUACCUUUAUUUACUCCAAAUGCAGAUCAACACUGACUGAUGGCUUCGGUCAUUUUCAUAUUAGCAGAAAAGUGAUGCGCUUAGCCUCUGUCCAAUAUCUUCCAUUCUCUGUAGAUGUUUUGUGAGGUUAAUUAUGACAUUCUUCAGAAUAUGUUAGGGUUUCUGCAAUAGCAAUAAACAUGUCUCAGUGGACACUCCAUUUAUUUAGGGAUCAGAAAAAAUCCAACCAUGUCCAUGCUCACCAUUCAAAAUUCACCUUUUUCUUUUAAAGCACUGUAAAUAUUAUCAAAUGUUAGAGAUGUCAAUAUUCUGUUUAAGCUUUGCAGAGUGUUACUAAAGGGUAUGUUUAUUGAAUACACGGAGCAGUAACCUUUUCUAUUUAAUUUUUUGUUUCUGUUGAUGAUACUUUAUACAACAAGAGUAUAUACUGGUCUAAUCCACGCUUAAGUGACUGUUUCUUGCCAGGUCAGCAAUCCAUUGAAAGCUGCUUUCACUAUGAACUAAAAUAUUACCCAGCUGUGUACACACUGACGUCUGCAGCAGCAGCACAUCAACGGUUUAAACCAGAUUCGGUCAUGAUGAUAAAGAAUGUAGGAAACGAUCUCAAAUCCAGGAAUGCUCUUCACAUUUUAGAAUGAAGGCGCCCAAGCUGUGAUUAUCACAGCAGGGGCCUCUCUUGCCACUACGCCAUUCACAGCAAAGUACAGUAAAAGAGGGGUGGGGCACGAGGAGGAGGAGGAGGAUGAGGAGGAGGAGGAGAAGUGCCUUCUUCACUUUCAGAGUUGAAGCUGUGAUGGCCACUGCUUCGUUGGCCGAUGGCGCGUCUCUGUGUCCCACCCACUGUGUCCCCCGACCCCCGUUCGCCGUAGUCACCCGUCAGUAGAAAAUUGAGACAUAACACUCAGAAAGUACCAGCUACACUGCCUUCAGUAUCACAUGCCCGUUUGGACUCAUUUGUUGCUGCUUGUUGGUGAGCAACAGCGAGAGACAGGGACAGAGACAGAACGAGACACAGUGAGGAAGGAGACGCUGAGUGGAAGUGGCACCGGAAUCUCACUCGAGCCGGCGCUGUGUUUCGCACAGACAACUUGUCUUAGUUGUUCUACGAUAGAGACGAAGAUGAAUAUAUUUUUGUAGCAUGAUGUCAAUCCCUCUUCCAAAAAAAAAAAGAAAAAAAACAACAGAAAUUAACGCAAAUGUGAAAAGAAUGCUUUUGUGUUUGCCUUGAAUAUCGCUUGCUCUUUUUUGUUCCUUCUUUUAAUUAAGGAAACAUCUACGGGAAAUGCUUCUUUGCUCUGGCACGUUAACGUUUCAAACAGUCCAUUUUAAAUUAUGUUAAUGUAGCAAUAUUAAUUAGCAAGGGCUUUACUUAGGACCUGAAUCUGACACUCAGUCUCGGGGUCAAAUCCAUUGUAGCUUUACACUGACCCCUUCAACCUGUAGUUGGUCUAUAUGCUGUACAUAGAAAUAGAGUUCUUUAGAUUUGUGUCUUCAUUUGACUCCUUCUCUGACCUUGUUUCCUGAAGUCUCCGCGCCUCCGCUUGGAGCGUGCGGGUUUGUUACAGUGCAUCACAGGUUCUCACGUGUUUCCACAGGGCACUGCGUGGGCCAGCGGGCGCGUGCGCACCCUGCAGCAUCCGCCGCGUUAGCUGCAGGGAAACGUCAGAGCCCGGUGCUUGUUGCUAUUCCUAUUAUUUGCAUUGCCGCUAUCUCCCGACAGCAGGCGUCUACUGUUCACAGCCGCUUAAAGUAGAGGGUGAAGAAGUGCAGAGUCUGAGGGUGAAGGGUUGUAUAAAGAUAUUUUAAGUCUAAUCUAUUGUAUGUAUGUUUAAUAUCAUGAAAAAAUCUCUAUAUAUACAUAUGUAAAAUACAUAAUGCAUACAGUAUUUGAUUCUAUUAAUGAAGAUAUUAGCUAAGAUGAUGAUGAUUAUUGUUUGUAUUAUCAACCUAUUGUUAUGCAUUUUGCACAUUUAGAAGAACAGUAACAUUACAUCUAUGUAGUUGGCUUCGUGCUAUGCAAGAACAGCUUUGAACCACAUCAUUGACCUUCUCUCCCUGAUCAUUGUGUUUCAGAUUUAUGAGCUAUUGGUAGAAAAAUAAAAGAAAACAGCAGCUUGGCUUUUAUAUCAGCUGUGCACCCAUUAGCGUUCGCUUUCUUUCAGCCGUGGCUAUACAGGGUGACAUCAAAGAUUAUCUCUCUUGUUUGCUCUUUGGAUUUGUCGGUGGUUGAAGGGGAAAUGGCUUUCGUUGCUGAUUGCACUUUUUCUCCAGAGACAUGCAAUAAAACGGUUGAACUGGAAAACCAGGAGCAAAAACUCGAACAAGAUCACGUUGUUAAUCGAAUUUCUGUUCAUUUCCUGAGCUUGUUUGUCAUCGCAGCAUUGAAGGCAGGUGAAAAUGUUAUUUUGCUAAACGGAUAAUUUUCUUUAUCUUGUUUUGGAAAUCUCAAUGAUAAGAAAAGGGAUUUGCCAAAGGGUUUGACUUGACAGGAGAAAAGUGACUCUUCUACGGUUUCCUUCUGGGAAUAUCUCUGAUGAGCCCCUGACCGGAAACCUUCAAACAGCAUCAAACUAAAGCUAGAAAUCAUUUUACAAAACGUCUGAGCCAGGUCUGGUUUUGCUACAUUUAAUGCUCCAGAUAGAGAAUGUGACAUUUGAGGCACAGUGCAAUCAUGAGCUUCCAACCUUUACCCUCAUAUGUGUAAAUAUCACAUCUGUAGGCAUCAGUAAUUUUUUCAUUAUCUUCAAUGCAAGGUCCAUUGCAGUUCUGAACAGCAGUUGCUUUUCCACACCGAGUCUUUAGUUAUUCCUAGAUACAUACUGGAGUUUUCUUGUCUUUUUAUCAGGCAAACAAUGUUCCGGUUUUCACUGAAAUGUAAAAAAAUAAAUUUCUAAAGCACAAAAGUGUAGAGGUCUAUGGUGAGACUGUAUAUGUAUGGAUAUGAGCAAACACACUGAAGAUGCACACACACACACACACACACACACACACACACACACACACACACACACGCACACAGGGAUGCGUUGGUAGUUCAGUUACACUCAAAGGCUUCUGAUGGCUGUAGAUGCAGUGGUGAACCUUCUGUAAAUGUUUCUUUUGUUUCCUUUGGUUCUGAUAUGGCCCUGUAGAAUCCAGUUCUCUGCAUUAGUCUUUAAAUAAAAAGAAAACAAACGAAA